AAUGCAAUUGCUUGUGUUAAAUCCAAAUAAAAGGAAAUGGAGACUAAAUCCGAUUGUGUAUAAACUGAUUUAACAUUCGCUAGUUCAAGAAGCAAGAACGAAGAAUUAAGAAACAAUUUUGGAACUGUAGGAAUUGCACUACCGACCAAGCCAUAGGCGACAUGAUUAUUGAUAGCUUCAAACCCUUAGGCAUGCGCGUUGUUAACUAAGACGGAAUCCAACCCAAAAUAUUCGACAUUUUUGUAUAAUCCCCUCAGCAAAAGGUGAUUUUCAACAUUGAAAUUUGGGUCAAAAAUCCUACGACAUGCAAGAGACCGCCGCUAUAAAACACCAAGCCUAAGUUUCCCAUUUCCUCGUCACCGAAAAAAAUGGAAAUUUGGUUCCUUAUCCUUCUCUUACUCUCCAGUUCUCUUCUUUUCAAAGCCUUCUUCAACUUCUUUUCCUCUUCGAAAACUGUUCGUCACACUCUUCCUCCGUCACCUUCCAGUUUUCCGAUCAUCAGCAGCUUAUUAUGGGCCCGCAAAUCCCUCUUACAAAACGAACAAAGCCUCCGUCACCUCAGCCGAACACUUGGUCCAAUGGUCACUCUCCAUGUCGGUCCUUUUCCUUCCAUCUUUGUCUUCGAUCGUUCCCUAGCUCACCAGGCUUUAAUCCAAAAUGGUUCCUUGUUUUCAGACCGACCCAAAUCUCUCCCUGCUAACAUGAUCAUGGACAGCAACCAACAUAACAUCAGCGCCGCUUCUUAUGGCCCUACAUGGCGGCUCUUUCGACGGAACUUGACUUCGGAGAUCCUCCAUCCGUCACGUAAAAAGUCGUAUUCUCUUGCACGAAAAUGGGUUUUGGGGAUUCUUUUUGGGGUUUUACAACAAAAGGCUAAAAGUGGAGAAUCAGUUGAGGUUUUGGUUCAUUUUCAAUAUGCUAUGGGUUGUUUGUUGGUUUUGAUGUGUUUUGGUGACAAACUUAGUCAACAACAGAUUGAAGAGAUUGGUGCUGUUCAUCGAAGGGUGUUGAAUGGUUUUGCGAGAUUCAAUGUGCUUAACUUAUGGCCUAGAGUAGUGACCAAGAUUUUGCUUCGUAAGCGGUGGGAUCAGUUGUUUCAGCUACGCAAGGAACUUGAUGAUGCAUUGAUCCCUUUGAUAAGAGAAAGAAAGAAAGUUAAAGAUGAGAGAUUGAGUAACAAGGGAAGUGAUGAUUAUGAGUUGGCAUAUGUUGAUACUUUGUUGGAUUUGGAAUUACCAGAGGAGAAAAGGAAACUUGAUGAAGCUGAAAUGGUCACCUUGGCCUCGGAGUUUAUCAAUGCUGGUACUGAUACAACCUCCACAGCUUUGCAAUGGAUUAUGGCAAAUUUGGUGAAAUACCCUUAUAUUCAAGAUAGAUUGUUCCUUGAAAUCAAAGGUGUUGUGGGAGAUUAUGUGGAAGAAAUCGAAGAAGAGGAUUUGCAAAAGAUGCCAUAUUUGAAAGCAGUGAUUUUGGAAGGGCUAAGAAGGCACCCACCAGCACACUUUGUGGUGCCACAUUGUGUGACUGAAGACACUGUCUUGGGAGGAUACUUGAUCCCAAAAAAUGGAAUGAUCAAUUUCAUGGUGGCAGAUAUGGGGUGGGAUCCAAAGGUGUGGGAGGAUCCAAUGGCAUUUAAGCCUGAGAGGUUCAUUAACAAUGCUGGUGGGGGGGAAGUGUUUGAUAUAACAGGGAGUAGGGAGAUUAAGAUGAUGCCAUUUGGAGUAGGGAGAAGAAUCUGCCCUGGACUUGGCUUGGCUUUGCUUCAUCUCGAGUAUUUAGUGGCUAAUUUGAUUUGGAAAUUUGAAUGGAAAGCCAUGGAUGGAGAUGACAUCAGCUUGGAGGAGAAACAUGAAUUCACCAUUGUGAUGAAGACUCCAUUGAUGGCCCACAUCUCACCGAGGAAGAGCUAAGUUAUUGGACUUUCUACUUAUAAUA
Molecule: messenger RNA, 1935 nt
Organism: Gossypium raimondii (Peruvian cotton)
Lineage: Eukaryota; Viridiplantae; Streptophyta; Magnoliopsida; Malvales; Malvaceae
Product: cytochrome P450 89A2
Exons: 1
Coding region: 369-1910 (513 amino acids)
Cellular component (GO): membrane
Molecular function (GO): oxidoreductase activity, acting on paired donors, with incorporation or reduction of molecular oxygen, NAD(P)H as one donor, and incorporation of one atom of oxygen; heme binding; iron ion binding
Source: RefSeq, a predicted model, not a curated record